Drosophila albomicans is the source of this 3196-nucleotide messenger RNA. Its product is annotated as arrestin domain-containing protein 17. NCBI's taxonomy places the organism in Eukaryota, Metazoa, Arthropoda, Insecta, Diptera, Drosophilidae. Gene Ontology annotation, biological process: protein transport. The record is from RefSeq and is a predicted model, not a curated record. Gene Ontology annotation, cellular component: cytoplasm. Bases 790 to 2307 code for a protein of 505 amino acids. The transcript is spliced from 5 exons.
ACCAAAUUCAACACGAGCGGCUGCUGGACGUGUGCGAAAGCAAAGCGAAUUGAAUCGAGAGCGGAGCGCAAGCGAGAAAUUAUAGAGAAAGACUGAAGCGGGCAUACACACAUUAAUUAAUUAAUAAUAUAAAAAUAAUCUCUAUGCCGUGGCAAGGCGAAGAAGCAAAAAGUUCAAAUACCUGGCUUGAUAAAACUACAGUUAUUUAUAGCUACAGCAUUGCUAUUGUUGUCUGACGGUGCGUGCGUGCGUGCGUGCGUAUAACGGUAUUGCGAUUUUUGCAAAAGUAGGCAAAGUAGGUUGACAAGGAACGAGCACGAGAGCGAGAAAGAGAACGAGAACGCAACGCAGCGCACACGAGAAAAGCUUGAAUAUACAAUAUUUUUUUUAGGUCGUCGUCGCUGGUAAAAAGGAAAAGCAAAAGCGUUUGGCAAUUUUUCAGCGUAGUAGUGAAAAAAGUGUUGCAGACAUUAGCUGCAUGUGUGUUGUAUGCGGCAGGGGAGUGAAAAAAUGCAGUGCAGCAGCAAAAACAAAAACGAAGAAAUGCAAAUGGCUUGAUAGGCAACUAAAUAUUUAACAAUUUCAAUUUGAAUUCGAAUUGGAAAACCAUAACAAACAAAAUACCGUGAUAUUUUACAACUGUGGCCUGAUUUUAGCACAGUACAACAACAAAAAACAAAAACAGCAGAAUAACACAUAAAUAUACACACUUACACUCAGAAAGACACAGACGCGUCACACAGCCACAGACACACACACAUAGUACAUACGAAAAGAAUAUAGCAAUAUAUGCCCAUUGAGUGCCUUAUAUCAUUUGAUAAUAAUCCACAAGGUGUCUACUAUGCCGGACAGGAACUAUCUGGCGUUGUUGAUCUUAGCGUCGAUGCGACCAAGCGCAUUAAAGGCAUUCAUGUCACCGUCAGCGGGUAUGCCAAGAUACGCUGGAUAAAAAAGGGAUAUCCGCGGGACAGCGAACGCGCCAUGUGCCGUGCCUAUCGAUCGUAUCUGUCAUCGCGAUCGUAUGUGCUUGGCUCGUGUGCCGGCAACUCCUGCAUCGACUGGCUGGCUGGCGAGUACUCGUAUACGUUUCAUGUCAUACUGCCAGAUAAUUUGCCCACAUCCUUUGAUGGCAAGUACGGUCAAAUACACUACGAGAUCAUAACGACAAUUGAACGAUCGGGUCGCUAUCCGAAAGUGUUCAAGCUGCCAUUUACCGUGAUACAACCGCUCGACCUGAAUGCCGAUGCCAUUUAUAGAGUGCCGUUAGAGAUACUUGAUCGUAAGCGAUUCUGGAGCUUUUGCUGCCCAACAGGACCGCUGACGGUGAAGUUCUCAACUCCCUACUGCGGCUAUGCACCCGGCCAAAAGAUACACUUUGUGCUUUAUAUCAACAACGAGUCGUCGAUUGACAUAACCGAGUGCGAGGUGAAACUGAAGCAGGAGGUUAGCUAUGAAUCGCAUGAUCCGCAGCAUGAGUAUCGCUAUGAUAAGCAUCUGAUAGCUUUAAAACAGUUCGGCAAUGUGUUACGCUGGUCGAGAAAGGUGUAUCGAGGCUACUUGGAUCUGCCUUCGAUACCGCCUACCUCGGUGAAGCCGACAUGUCCCAUUAGCGUUAACUAUUCGAUUAAGAUAAUUGUGAAUCCAACGGAGUUUCAUUGGAAGCUGAAACUAAAAAUUCCGCUGACCAUUGGCAGCAUACCCAUCAUGGAUGGACCCGAGGCUAUGCUGCGAUUCAAUCGCCAGCAGCAGCAGCACCAAGUAGUUAGUCAAAAUUUUCAAAUGUCAACGCAGCAAACCCAACGGCAGCGUGAUCGUAAUUCCGUACCAGACCAGCAGCGCUUAAGUACCAAUAACAACAACAUCAACAACAAUCAAUCAACAACAACAACAGCAACAACCGCAACAACACUGGCAACGCAAAACGCAUUGGGUGAAGGUGCAACACUGCCGUUAUCAACAAGUCCCCAUUCAUCAACAACGCCAACAACUGCCGCCCUGAGGCCCUUGGCCAUGCCAGCGAUAUUAGUGACCAGCGACAGCGAUAAUCCGCCAGACUAUAUACCCAUGAUGCCGCCCUCGUAUGAAGAUGCCAUGGCUCUGAGCGAGAAAUUCAGCGAUGAUAUCGAAUUUUUGACAAAUGUUAGCAUGAGCAGCAUUAUGUCUGCUCAGGGCGAUGUAACAAAGACGCUCUACAGUGAAUCCAGAACGCAAUUUUGCUUCGCAGUGCAGCAGGAAACGGUGUUGGCUACAGAUGAAGAUGCAAAUGCCCAAGGAAGAACUAGUUUACCAAAUUACGAAAAGAAAUAACGGAGAUUAAUGGCUGCAACAACAACAACAACAACAAAAACAAGAACAACAAUUACAUAUUUAAUCAAAAUCAAAAAUAAUCUAAACACGUUUGAGAAAUCAUUGCGCGAAAUUAGCUUUUAAGUCUGAUGUGAAACAAUUUUGAUUGACAAAAGGUUUAUAAACCAAAUAAUAUAUAUAUUUUGCAAGAAAAGCUUAGACAUAUUCACCAAGUAGAGCGUAUAAACUAAUCAAAAUCUAUCUUAAAUCUUAAACUUCAUUUUGUUUGUAAUAAUUUCUAUCCAUUUCUGAAAUUUCUAAAAAUUUUAUUUAUCCAAUCGCUUUUCUCUUAAGAACUAUCCAUAAUUUCUAUAAAUUUUGUUAACCCAAUUGCACUGGCAGCAUAUGAUACAUACUAGUACUUAUUAUACAUAAAUAAAUAAAGGUAGUUAAUGCAUACUUAGUAAACCGUUUAGGCUUAAGCAAAUAUAAGACAAUUUGCACAAUUUUACCAAAAGAAAAACUUAACAUUUUCAAUGUUUACAAUGUCUAUGAAAAAUUUACACAAUACUCUAAAAUUAGCCAAAAUAAUGAAAAACUAAGAAUCUUUGCGUUUAGUUCAAUACUUGUACUAAUUGAAUUUUAUGGACAAUUUAUACCCUGACUAUAAUGUGUACAUUUCCGUAUUCGAUUUUUAACUGAUAUCAAACUAUGUGCAACUUUAAAUUUAUACUUUAGUUGUCUUUCUUCUAUUGACAUAUAAUUGUGAACUCAUGUGUACUUCCUCUAAUUUGAAACCAGUCUAACCAGAAAUACUCUUAAGAAUACUCUGUCUUCAAUUAAUUCAAAAUAAACCAAAAAGGAGCAAUAUAUAUACAUUCUCGUAUAUAUAAUACUUAUACCAAAAAUA